This is a messenger RNA of Bolinopsis microptera, 1547 nucleotides long. RefSeq names its product probable imidazolonepropionase. The record is from RefSeq and is a predicted model, not a curated record. Gene Ontology annotation, molecular function: imidazolonepropionase activity. The transcript has a single exon. Gene Ontology annotation, cellular component: cytoplasm. NCBI's taxonomy places the organism in Eukaryota, Metazoa, Ctenophora, Tentaculata, Lobata, Bolinopsidae. The coding region runs from base 9 to 1277 and encodes 422 amino acids.
GUUUGAACAUGAGUUUGCUGGUUAAAAAUGCCAGCCAAGUUGUGGUGGUAUGCUCUAAAAUGCAGAAGUUUUUGAAAAGUCAAGAUAUAGCUGAGCAGUUCAUUGUAUUGGAAAACACAUCGGUCGCCAUCGACCAUAGUGGACUCAUAUCCCAAAUUGGUCCAUUACAGGAAAUAAUCUCAUCCACCCCAGAGUCUGAUUUUGAAAAAGUUAUUGAUGCCACCGACAAAUGUGUCAUUCCUGGAAUGGUAGAUGGUCAUACACAUGCUGUGUGGGCUGGUGAUAGAGUGCAUGAGUUUGCUUUAAAACUGAAGGGAGCUUCCUACAUGGAAAUACAUAAGGCAGGAGGUGGUAUUGGGUUUACAGUAGACAAGACCAGGGCUGCUAGUGAGGAGGUUUUGCUUGAUUUAUAUUUGCAACGACUCAAAUUGAUGCUGAGGAAUGGGACAACACUUGUUGAGUCGAAAUCUGGUUAUGGACUUGAUGCUCAGACUGAACUGAAGAUGUUAAAAGUCAUUGAGAAGGCUAAAUUACUCCAACCGAUCGAUAUAUCUUCUACAUUUUGUGGUGCCCACUCGAAGCCUAAAGGGAUGGAUGAAAUUUGUGCAACAAAGGAUGUCUUGGAAAAUCAGAUCCCUGCAGUUCUUGAUGCAAUAAAGAAUGGUGAAAUUUCUGUUGACAGCAUUGAUGUUUUCUGUGAGAAGGGUGUUUUUGAGACAGAAAGUUCAAAACAAAUUCUCCUUGCUGGAAAGGAGAAAGGAAUGAUGAUAAAUUUCCAUGCAGAAGAGUUGAACUACAUUGGUGGUGUUGAGAUGGGCGUAUCUAUUGGUGCUACAGCAAUCAGCCAUCUAGAGGAAAUAUCAGAUGAAGGAAUUCAGCAUAUGGCUUCGAGCAAUGCAGUUGCAGUGAUAUUACCCACAACUGCUCACAUUUUAAAAUUAAAGCAUCCACCUGUCAAGAAAAUGCUCGAAGAAGGUGUUAUUGUAGCACUGGGUACGGAUUUCAACCCUAAUGCUUAUUGUGUAUCAAUGCUGACUGUCAUGAACCUUGCCUGUAUUAUGUUUCGUAUGUCAAUGGAAGAGGCCUUGGUUGCUUCAACUCUAAAUGCUGCUGCUAGUGUUGGAAAAUCUGACAUGCAUGGUUCAAUCGAGGUUGGAAAGUGGGGUGACUUAGUAUUAAUAGAUGCUCCUCGAUGGGAGCAUGUGAUAUACCAGAUGAAUGCAUCUGAGAUAAUUUCUCAUGUGAUAAAGAAGGGUCAAGUUGUUGUCAGCAAAUAGAAGACAGAUUGAAUCUUUAUGUUCAGCUGUUACAUUAAGAACAGGAUUGCUUAGUUUGCAUGAUUUUAAUCUCAUGUUUGUGUCAUAUUAUGCUUCGGGUUUUUAAUUUUAUAAUUUUAGUCAGUUUAAUUUCAUGACUCAAUCCAGGUUUGAAUAUACAUAUUUAAAGCAUUCUAGAAACUUUAAAUUUAUGAAUAUUCGUUUUUUAAAUUUAUCAUUUUAUCAUGACAGAUAAUAUAUAGCAUGCUAUUGUGAAUGCUAUCUUCAGUU